Messenger RNA from Bipolaris maydis ATCC 48331, 453 nucleotides. NCBI's taxonomy places the organism in Eukaryota, Fungi, Ascomycota, Dothideomycetes, Pleosporales, Pleosporaceae. The record is from RefSeq and is a predicted model, not a curated record.
AUGCGCAUUACAUCAACUGCUGAAACAAAGACAACGAUUGCUAUGCUUCCGAUGUUAGAGCAACAUGACCUAAAGCUGCUCGCAUAUAGCGAAAGAGUAGGUCUAGCCGUCCAAACAAUGGAUCGUAACCCAAACAUGACCAGAAGACGCGCUGCUUCAAUCUUCAAAGUUAAACGAAGAUCAAUUCGUGAUCGAUCCGUUCACAGCCCUGCUGAGGCAACCACAGCUUCCGCCAUCGUCGCCCCAAACAACCAAGAAAACAGCAACUUCCAUGCCUUACCUACCGAACUAAUCUGCGCAAUCCUCGACAAUCUCAUAUCCGCACGAGACGUCGUUGCUGUUGGACAAACAAACGAGACCUUGCGCCACGUUGCGAUCGACCAUCUUUGCCGGAAUGCCUGUCGCUACAGUGCCAUCAGCUGGGCUAUAUAUGCAGGACGGAGAACGCUUCUU